Molecule: messenger RNA, 2105 nt
Organism: Papaver somniferum (opium poppy)
Lineage: Eukaryota; Viridiplantae; Streptophyta; Magnoliopsida; Ranunculales; Papaveraceae
Product: probable glycosyltransferase At5g20260
Exons: 4
Coding region: 112-1605 (497 amino acids)
Molecular function (GO): glycosyltransferase activity
Source: RefSeq, a predicted model, not a curated record
UCAAUUUUCAACAUCGACCAAUAAAUGAGGGAUCUCAUAAAAAAAAUUAUUAAAAGAAAAAAUUAUAAAGUUGAGGAACAAGUAAACAAAUGAAAGAAACAAACAAAGACUAUGGCAGCAUUCUUGAAUAGUCCCUUCCUGUUCUCAACUCUUCUUUUUCUCCACAGUCUGUUCUUAUACUCCUCAAGUGAGCAUCAACACUACAUCAGUUACUCAUCACAUUCAUCAAGCUUUUCAUUUGAUGAUCAAAAUCAUAGCCUCAAAUUUGGAAACACCCAAAUUUCUCAUUCUUCUUCUCCCACUGAUGGCUUUCUCUCAAAUACUUCCAAUAUUAGUAAUGGCACUUCCAUUAAUGGAAGUGGAAGUAGUAGCCUUGUUACUACAAUUUCCACAACUAAUUAUUAUACUGGUAAUCAUCAUGGCAGAGAUAAGAAACAGAAUAAGAAGAAGAAUUUGAAGAUUUUGGAAGAGGGUUUGGCCAGAGCCAGAGCUGCAAUUAUUCAAGCUACUCGUAACACAAAUGGGAAGGAAGACUUCAAAUUCAUCUCCAAAAGAUCAAUUUACAGAAACCCUGAUGCCUUUUAUCAGAGCCACAUCGAAAUGGAGAAACGGUUCAAGGUAUGGACUUACAAGGAAGGAGAGCUACCACUAGUUCAUGAAGGACCAUUGAACAACAUAUACUCAACAGAAGGACAGUUUAUUGAUGAGAUGGAGAGUGGGGCAAGCCAAUUCUCAGCUCAACAUCCUGAACAAGCCCAUGUUUUCUUCCUCCCAUUUAGUGUGGCUCGGCUUCGUCGAUUUGUGUUUAAACCCGAACCAUCCUUACCACAGGAACGCCUCAAUUUGUUCGUAACUGAUUAUAUACGAGUCAUAUCGAGUAGGUACCCAUUCUGGAAUAGAUCUGCUGGUGCUGACCAUUUCAUGGUUUCUUGUCAUGAUUGGGGACCAAAUAUAUCUAUUGGUAGGCCCGAACUCUUCAAAAACUUCAUUAGAGUUCUCUGCAAUGCCAACACCUCAGAAGGUUUUCUUCCGGAAAGAGAUGUAUCACUACCUGAAGUAAAACUCCCAUUCGGACAGCUAACUCUCCCAAAGCAUGGUGUACCUCCAUCAGAACGCUCAAUCCUUGCCUUCUUCGCUGGUAGGGUACAUGGUAGAAUAAGAAAAGUACUGAUGAAACAUUGGAAAGAUAAAGAUGUGGAAGUUCAAGUUUACGACUACUUACCAAAAUCCCAAAGUUAUGCUGAAAAGAUGGGCCAAAGUAAGUUUUGUCUGUGCCCCAGCGGAUGGGAAGUUGCAAGUCCACGAGUUGUGGAAUCCAUUUUUGCUGGUUGCAUUCCAGUUAUAAUUUCCACCAGUUACCUGCUCCCUUUUAGUGAUGUACUUGAUUGGAGCCAGUUUUCCGUUACAAUACCUGUUCAGAAAAUACCUAUGAUUAAGGAUUUGCUGAAAAGUAUAUCGGUUAGUGAGUAUACGAAAAUGCACAGGAGACUGAAACAAGUACAGAGACAUUUCACAGUGAAUCGACCUUCGAAGAGGUUUGAUCUGAUUCGGAUGGUACUCCAUUCUGUGUGGCUAAGGAGAUUAAAUGUUGGGUUGAUCUCUUAAUGUUUGUUGCCAACCAGCUAGAAAUGUAGUCGAAUUUGAAAUAGUACUAUGAAGAAAAAAAAAAAGAUACAGUAUUUGUUACUAUUUUAUUUGUAUGCAAACCUUCCUCCUUGUUACCUGCAGCUCUUCUUUCUAAUUCCACAAAAGAAGAAGAGAAGGAUGGUCUCCUCUGAGCGCCCUGCAUUAUUCAAGUCUCCAUGUCUUCUACAUAACACUCUUUUCUAGUCAGUUAUACCUCCUCCUAUUGCUCUAAUGAAAACUUGCACAAGCUAUGUUUCAGAUACUGAAACUCAGUUUAUGAAACAAGCGUUUGAUCAAUGCGAGUCGGUGAUGAUGCAUUAAGAUACUUUGAUAUAAUGGUUGUCAUGAACCCCUUGCCAUAGACUUUUGGAAGCACACAAUCGAACUUCACUGACACCAAGGCUAAUGCACACCUCAUAAAUUCAUCAGGACAUCCACCAAACAAAUUCGCAUAAGAUUGGCACACAUCGGGUCAUGAU